AUGUUCAAGCCCUCUGCCAAACACCUGCUGCUCGCCGCUCUGGUUACCCAGCUUCUCCCAAGCAUCAGCGCGGUGUCCUUCCCUGCCACAGGAGGCCCAUACAACACCAGCAUCGCAACGGCCCAGCUCAUCGACCAUCCCACGUACUCUGAUGAUCUCUCUCUUUCAUCCCGUCCCUCCACCAAGCUGUUGCCCUCCCUGACGUCCUACAUGGACCCCAUCACCGCAACAUUCGAGGAUGAACAGUACGCACAGGCUGGCAUCCCAGCCGGCGCCUUCGGCUCACUUACACUUCGAACCUGCAUGCCUUGUCGGCCUUCAGAUUCUAGUCGCCGCGUCAAAGGGCCAAAAUUUCCGCUCAUUCUCUUCUCACCUGGCCUGGGAAAUUCUCGACUCUUGUACAGUGCUAUGGCACAGCAACUGUCCAGCACUGGCUACAUCGUCGUAACCAUCGACCAUCCCUACGACGCAGGCAUCGUAACAUUCCCCAACAAUGCCACAAUCCUCGCUGCAAACAUUACAACCAAUGCCGAAAUCAUAGCUGACCUGAAUAUCCGAGUGAGAGACGUAUCCUUCGUCCUCGAUCAGCUUUAUAUCCCAUCUGUCAUUUCUAGGCUCAUCCCACGCCGAAUUUGCGGUUUGGAUACCUCUAAAGUUGGAAUCUACGGCCACUCUCUUGGCGGUGCGACCGCAGCUGAGGCUAUGCUUUCUGAUCCCCGUCUAUUGGGGGGUGUCAAUCUGGACGGCACAUUUUUCGGCUCUGUUAUCGACCGGGGAUUGGAUAAGCCGUUCAUGUUGAUGGCGCACGAAGGGAAGAAUUUGACUACUGAUGUGAGCUGGGGCGCUCUAUGGCCGAAGCUGAAGGGUUUUAGGAGAAGAUUUAUGCUUGGUGGUAGUACGCAUGGUACGUUUACGGAUUUGGCGGUGGCUGCUGAUUUGAUUGGUCUCAGAGAGGAAUAUCCGGCACAGACGGCCGCAUUCUUUGGGAGUAUCGAUGGGGGAAGAGCCCAUCAGGCUAUUGCUACUUAUACGAGCAGAUUCUUUGACUUUGUUUUGAAGGGGAAGAAACAUGAGUUAUUAGAUCGCUCCACUAUGGAGUUUCCUGAGGUGACUGUUGGAGAAAAUUAA
Messenger RNA from Aspergillus novofumigatus IBT 16806, 1128 nucleotides. Its product is annotated as PAF acetylhydrolase family protein. Gene Ontology annotation, molecular function: 1-alkyl-2-acetylglycerophosphocholine esterase activity. The coding region runs from base 1 to 1128 and encodes 375 amino acids. NCBI's taxonomy places the organism in Eukaryota, Fungi, Ascomycota, Eurotiomycetes, Eurotiales, Aspergillaceae. The transcript is spliced from 3 exons. The record is from RefSeq and is a predicted model, not a curated record.